AUGGAGGUCUGCUGGUUCGCCCUGCGCCUUUCUGUGUUGCUGUGUUUUUCACAGCACGUCUCUUCUCAGAUAAGAUAUUCCAUCCCAGAGGAAGUAAACGUGGGAUCUGUUGUUGGAAAUGUUGCCAAGGAUUUGGGACUUGAUAUCAGUACUUUGGCUGACAGGCGAUUUCGUAUUGUUACUGGAUCAGAUCAGGAGCUGUUUCGGUUAAAUCAGAACAGCGGAGUGCUCUAUGUUCACAGGAAUAUCGACCGUGAAGAGAUCUGUGAUGGGAAUUGUUUGAUCAAUCUUAAAGUCGUUGUUGAAAACCCACUGGAAGUACACUACGUCGGUGUUGAAAUAACGGAUGUUAAUGACCAUGCCCCGACAUUUCCCGAAAGGGAACAGCACUUGGAAAUAGCAGAGCAUAUUCCUCCAGGUACUCGUUUCCAAAUCCACGCAGCAAGAGAUCCUGAUGUCGGCUUGCAGUCGGUUCGUUUUUACAGGCCGAGCUCAAAUGAUUUUUUUGAGGUUGAAGUUGCAGAUAGCCACGAUGAAAAGAUACCCUAUUUAGUGCUGAAGAAGCCUUUGGAUAGGGAGCAGAAUGCAGAGCAUAAUUUAGUGUUGACGGCUCUUGAUGGGGGCACUCCGUCCAGAUCAGGGUCCCUUAAUAUAACUAUCACAGUAAUAGAUGCUAAUGACAAUCGCCCUGUGUUCAGUCAAGACACAUAUACUGUAUCGAUAUAUGAAAAUACAUCUAUUGGAAUGAUGUUAAUUAAAAUAAAUGCUACUGAUUUAGAUGAAGGUCCGAAUGGUGAAAUAGAUUACACCUUUGGCCAAACACAAAAGAAAAAGGUGUAUGAUACGUUUGGUUUAGAUAACAUGACAGGUGAGAUUCGACUGAAAGGAAGCUUGGACUUUGAGGACACUGAGGUUUACAGAUUGGAUAUACAGGCUUCUGAUAAAGGCCAGUUACCAUGGACGGCUGCAGCUAAAGUUGUGAUUAAGAUAAAGGAUGUGAACGACAAUAACCCUGAGAUAGAGGUCACAUCAUUAUCCAACGUAGUGCCCGAGGAUUCAAAGCCUGGCAGCGUAAUUUCACUUAUUAGUGUGUUGGACAGGGAUUCUGGAGUAAACGGUAAAGUCCUUUGCAAAAUAUCAGGGAAUGUUCCUUUUGAUAUGACGCCAUCCAUCCAGGAGAACAUGUACUCCCUCGUCACAAGGGGACACCUGGAUCGUGAGAUGGUGUAUCAUUAUGACGUCACUAUAACAGCCACUGACUGCGGUGAUCCUCCCCUGUCCACUUUUAAAACUUUGAGUGUUCAGAUCUCAGAUGUAAAUGACAACAGUCCGACAUUUUUACAGAACCCUUUGGAUCUAUAUUUGAUAGAAAAUAAUGUCCCUGGUGCAUCCGUUUUCUCUGUACGUGCGUCUGAUAACGAUCUGAACGAAAAUGCAGAUAUUUCAUAUCAUAUUGCCAGAGCUGAGGGGAGACAGAAUAAUAUGGCAUCAUUUCUGAACAUCGAUUCUGAUAAGGGGCAAAUUUCCGCGUUAAAAAGUUUCGACUUUGAAACUCUGAAGACUUUCCAGUUCCACGUGGUUGCCACGGACUCCGGAAGUCCCUCGUUGCGCAGCAACGUGACAGUGAACGUGUUCAUCCUGGAUCAGAACGACAACGCUCCAGUCAUCUUGUAUCCAGUCAGCGCUAACGGUUCUGCUGAAGGUGUGGAGGAGAUUCCCCGCAAUGUGAACGCAGGUCAUCUGGUGACUAAAGUGAGAGCGUAUGACGCUGAUAUAGGAUAUAACGGCUGGUUGUUAUUUUCACUGCAGGAAGUCACUGACCACAGUCUGUUUGGUUUGGACCGCUACACAGGACAGAUAAGAACACUUCGUUCAUUCACAGAGACAGACGAGGCUGAACAUAAACUGGUCAUACUGGUGAAAGACAAUGGGAACGUGUCACUCUCAGCAACAGCUACUGUGGUUGUCAAGGUCGUGGAGCCCAAAGAGGCUUUUGUUGCCUCUGAUGUUAAAAGUGCAGCAAAAGAUGAAGAUGAGGACAACGUGACACUUUAUUUGAUGAUAACUUUGGGCUCAGUUUCAGCACUUUUCCUCAUCAGCAUCAUCGUAUUGAUUGUAAUGCAGUGCUCCAAACCUGCAGACUAUUCCUCCAAGUAUUUACAAGACCCUAAUUAUGACGGGACUCUGUGUCACAGCAUCCAGUACAGAUCUGGAGACAGACGGUACAUGUUAGUUGGACCCAGAAUGAGUAUAGGAUCUACCAUAGUCCCAGGAAGCAAUGGGAAUACCCUAGUGGUCCCAGACAGGAGGCGAACAUCUGUGGAGGUAAGAAGGGUUUUAAACAAUUCUCAAGUCAUAAACUGUGUAAACGUGGAACUUAAGAUGCUGUUGGGUUUGGAGUCAGCUAUUUUUCCUCUUACUCUUAAAAUGUUCAGCUGUUCUAAUGAGGGUUAA
Molecule: messenger RNA, 2454 nt
Organism: Lampris incognitus (smalleye Pacific opah)
Lineage: Eukaryota; Metazoa; Chordata; Actinopteri; Lampriformes; Lampridae
Product: protocadherin beta-6-like
Exons: 1
Coding region: 1-2454 (817 amino acids)
Biological process (GO): homophilic cell-cell adhesion
Cellular component (GO): plasma membrane
Molecular function (GO): calcium ion binding
Source: RefSeq, a predicted model, not a curated record